AUCGCACUAAUUAAAUUUAUUUCCCCCCUUUCUAGCCAGAUAAUAUUAAACUUGGUUUACUUCAAUUUUUAUCUCUCUCAACUCCAAAGUAUAAAGAUGUUAUAUAUAUAGUGAGUUACUGAGUCCACUACAAACAAAACUUAAAACAAUGUAUGAUUUGGUCCUCCCUCUCCUCCUCCUCCUCCUCCACUUCACCUCACCGCCGCGAGUCUCCGGCGUUGGCGUAAACUACGGCACACUGGGAAACAACCUCCCGCCGCCGAAGAAGGUGGCGCAGCUGCUCCAGUCCACCCUCAUUUCCAAGGUCAAGAUCUACGACACCAACCCCGACAUCCUGGCCGCCUUCUCCAACACCGGCAUCGACCUCAUCGUCGCCGUCGAGAACUCCCAUGUCGCCAACCUCAGCUCCAACCCCUCCGCCGCCGCCGACUGGUUCACCUCCCGCGUCGCCCCCUUCAUCCCCGCCACCUCCGUCGUCGCCGUCGCCGUCGGCAACGAGUACUUCACCGCCGAACCGGACCUCGACCCCAACGCCCUCCCCAAAGCCAUGAAGAACCUCCACGCCGCCCUCGUCUCCCGCGGCCUCGACCGCAAGAUCAAGGUCACCACCCCGCACAGCAUGGCCGUCCUCGCCGCCUCCUUCCCGCCCUCCGCCGCCACCUUCGCCGCCACGCUCGUCCCGGCGAUGACCGCCGUCGUCGGAUUCCUGGCCGACACCGGCGCCCCCUUCAUGGUGAACGCCUACCCUUACUUCGCCUACCGCGACAACCCUAAAAUCAUCGACCUCGAAUACGCGCUGCUCGGCAACGCCACCGGCGGCGGCGUCGCCGACAACGGCCUCACGUACACCAACAUGCUCGACGCCCAAAUUGACGCCGUCCGGUCGGCCGUCGGGUCGCUGGGGUUCGCCAACCGGUCGGUGAGGAUGGCGGUGUCGGAGUCCGGGUGGCCCUCGAGGGGCGGCCCGGCCGCGACGCCGGAGAACGCGAGGACGUACAACGCGAGACUGGUGGAGAGGGCGCAGUGGAAGAAGGGGACGCCGAUGAAGCCGAACGAGGGCGUGGAGAUUUUUAUAUUCGGAUUGUUCAAUGAGAACGAGAAGGGAGGCGGCGAGAGCGAGAGGAAUUUUGGGAUUUUUAACUCCGACGGCUCUAGGGUUUAUGAUGUGGAUUUGAGGUGCGAGUUCUGCUCGAAGGCGGAGGCGGGGGAGAAGGUGGCGAGGGGGCCGUCGGUGUGGUGCGUGGCGAAGCCGCACGCGGAUGAGGAGGUGAUGAAGGGGGUGGUGGAGUUCUGCUGCGGCGGCGGCGGCGUGGAUUGCAGGGAGAUUGAAGAAAAUGGGGAGUGUUACGUGCCGGAUAGGUUGCAUGCGCAUGCGUCUUACGCCAUGAAUGCUUAUUACCAGAUGCAUGGGAGGAACUACUGGAAUUGCGACUUCAAGGGGACUGCGCUCGUCACUUUCACUGAUCCCAGUUACGGGCGAUGCCGAUAUGCACAACAGUGAAACACAAAGCACAAAACGAGUUCCGUUGUGAAAGCAUUUAGUUUGUUGUGAGUUUGUAUUGUUGGAUAUUUUGAUUUGGUGGAAAAGUUAAAAAGCAAAUUAAUGUGGUAGGGAGGGGGUAAAGGUGGAUCCACCCACGAUCACAGGCUUUUAAGUUUGAAAAAAAGCUACUUCUCUUUACUCA
Messenger RNA from Salvia miltiorrhiza (redroot sage), 1685 nucleotides. Its product is annotated as glucan endo-1,3-beta-glucosidase-like. Gene Ontology annotation, molecular function: hydrolase activity, hydrolyzing O-glycosyl compounds. Lineage: Eukaryota; Viridiplantae; Streptophyta; Magnoliopsida; Lamiales; Lamiaceae. The record is from RefSeq and is a predicted model, not a curated record. Gene Ontology annotation, biological process: carbohydrate metabolic process. The coding region runs from base 149 to 1501 and encodes 450 amino acids. Gene Ontology annotation, cellular component: plasma membrane. The transcript has 2 exons.